AUGCCACAAGCCGUAAAUAUUACUAUUCUCUCUCCCACUCCUACCCUUCUUUCUUUCUCUAAAACUUCUUCACGUUGUCGGUGUUGGAGAUCUUGCAGCUCCCACACUCUUCGGCAACCUUGAAAAGCAAAAGCAAAAGCAAUAGCUGGUUCAAGAUCCAAGAACAGAAGUUGUUGUGGUGAUUGAUUUUAUGUUGUGUUAUGUUAGUCGUUGUCGAUGGUAAUUUCGUUGGGAGCCAAGUGUGUAUGAGGAAGGACUGUGGUGGGACUGUGGCCUUGUUAUCAGAAGCGGGGAAAGACGGGGCAAAUGCGGUUGAUUUGAAUUCAUCUUUUUGUUUAUUUUCUCAAAUUAAAUUAUGCAGCAAGAUCAACGCAAGAAGAAUUCUUCAGAGAUGGAGUUCUUCUCCGAGUAUGGUGAUGCUAAUAGGUACAAAAUUCAGGAAGUUAUUGGGAAAGGAAGUUAUGGUGUUGUUUGCUCUGCCAUUGACACGCAUACUGGUGAAAAAGUGGCAAUUAAGAAAAUACAUGAUAUUUUCGAACACAUCUCUGAUGCUGCUCGUAUUCUUCGGGAGAUAAAGCUGCUCAGACUUUUACGGCAUCCUGAUAUUGUAGAAAUAAAACACAUUAUGCUGCCACCUUCUAGAAGGGAAUUUAAAGAUAUUUAUGUUGUUUUUGAGCUCAUGGAGUCAGAUCUCCAUCAAGUCAUUAAAGCCAAUGAUGAUUUGACACGAGAACACUAUCAGUUUUUCCUUUACCAGCUCCUUCGUGCAUUAAAGUAUAUUCAUACAGCAAAUGUCUACCAUCGGGAUUUAAAACCAAAGAAUAUAUUGGCCAAUGCAAACUGUAAACUGAAAAUCUGUGAUUUUGGGUUAGCAAGAGUUGCAUUUAAUGACACACCUACUACAAUUUUUUGGACGGAUUAUGUUGCUACAAGAUGGUAUAGAGCUCCAGAGCUCUGUGGAUCAUUUUUUUCUAAGUACACACCAGCAAUUGAUGUAUGGAGCAUCGGUUGCAUAUUCGCAGAGGUGUUAACCGGGAAGCCUCUUUUUCCUGGAAAAAAUGUUGUUCAUCAGUUGGAUUUAAUGACAGAUCUGCUUGGCACACCUUCAUUAGAUACUAUCUCUCGGGUUAGAAACGACAAGGCUAGGAGAUACUUAACUAGCAUGAGGAAAAAGCAGCCAGUGCAGUUUGCACAAAAAUUUCCAAAUGCAGAUCCUUUGGCUCUGCGACUGUUGGAAAGGUUGCUGGCCUUUGAUCCAAAAGACCGGCCAACUGCUGAAGAGGCACUGGCAGAUCCUUAUUUCAAAGGACUGGCUAAAGUUGAGAGGGAGCCUUCUUGUCAGCCAAUUUCAAAGAUGGAGUUUGAGUUUGAGAGGCGGAGGGUCACAAAGGAGGAUAUCCGAGAGCUAAUUUUCCGGGAGAUAUUAGAAUACCAUCCUCAGUUGCUCAAGGACUACAUAAAUGGAACUGAGAGAACAAAUUUCCUUUACCCAAGUGCUGUUGAUCAAUUUAGAAAGCAGUUUGCACAUCUUGAAGAGAAUAUUGGUAAAAGUGGGCCAGUAAUUCCACCUGAAAGAAAGCAUGUAUCUCUUCCUAGGUAGGGCCAUUUGUCCAUUCACUUACUUUGCAGUCUGUAAU
Pistacia vera is the source of this 1637-nucleotide messenger RNA. RefSeq names its product mitogen-activated protein kinase 10. Gene Ontology annotation, molecular function: MAP kinase activity; ATP binding. NCBI's taxonomy places the organism in Eukaryota, Viridiplantae, Streptophyta, Magnoliopsida, Sapindales, Anacardiaceae. The transcript has 8 exons. Gene Ontology annotation, biological process: protein phosphorylation; intracellular signal transduction. The record is from RefSeq and is a predicted model, not a curated record. Gene Ontology annotation, cellular component: cytoplasm; nucleus. Bases 356 to 1600 code for a protein of 414 amino acids.